Molecule: messenger RNA, 1853 nt
Organism: Aegilops tauschii subsp. strangulata
Lineage: Eukaryota; Viridiplantae; Streptophyta; Magnoliopsida; Poales; Poaceae
Product: transcription factor MYB93
Source: RefSeq, a predicted model, not a curated record
AGUGUUAUAUAUUUUUCUGCCCUCCUUUGUUGCCUUGUGCUGGCUUAGCUCUGGCCUCUCUUCCCCUCCCCUCCCCUCAAGCUUAGCCAUAGCCACAGCCAUAGCCCUCCUCUCCUCCUUGCUUUCUGUGCCCUCCAACAAUAUAUCUUCUCUCCCGGAAGGCAGUGGUUCCUCUGUCUUGUAGCUAGCCAAGCUCAGAGCUGCCUGCCUCGACGCUUCGUCUGCUAGCUAGCUCAGACUCAUAGUGUUUAACAAAGGAGGGUUAGGAGGAGCAGCUAGCUAGCAGCAGUGGGAUUCGGUAGCGCGCGGCUGCUAGGUGUCGCCGCUGCCUUGUAUCUAGCUUUGUUUCUUCCUCCUCAUCUUCUUCUUCGAUAUAUCAAUCGAUCUCACCUGAUGGGGAGGGCGCCGUGCUGCGACAAGAACAACGUGAAGAAGGGGCCGUGGUCGCCGGAGGAGGACGCCAAGCUCAAGGAGUUCAUGGACAAGCACGGCACCGGCGGCAACUGGAUUGCUCUCCCGCAGAAAGCAGGGUUGAGAAGAUGUGGCAAAAGCUGUAGGCUUAGAUGGCUAAACUACCUGAGGCCUAACAUUAAGCAUGGGGAGUUCACUGAGCAUGAAGAUAGGGUCAUCUGCAGCAUGUAUGCAAGCAUUGGAAGCAGGUGGUCGAUCAUCGCGUCGCAGCUCCCUGGCCGGACGGACAACGACAUCAAGAACUACUGGAACACCAAGCUGAAGAAGAAGCUCCUGGGCUCCACCACCAUGGCGGGCGUCGGCCCUCCGCCGCGCGCGCCACGGCAGAACCACCACCAACACCGGCCGGUCCUGCUGCCCUACUCAUCGUCGCCCCACUCCAACUACAGCAACUUCUUCCCCGGCGCCGGCGCCCUCCUCCAGCAGUCCGCGGAACCCCUAACCCUACAAGCCCAAGACCACUAUAUGCUCGGCAGCUCAGGCUCCUUGAACCACAUGAACAACAACAACAAUGGAGCCUCCGCGGUUCAGCUACAGCUGCUGCACGCAACGGCGGCUCACCGGCAGCUGCAGGUGAAGGAGGAGUGCGGCAGCGGGGGCGCCAUGAUCGCGUUCGGCUGCGGCGACCAGCAGAGCUGCAGCUCGUCGGACGGGACCCAAUACGCCGGCGGCCAGUACGUGCACGGCGGCCGCCACCACGGGAAGGAGAUGAGCUUCGACAACAACAACGGGUACAGCGCCUACGGGGUGUACGGCAGCGGCGCUGGCGCCGUGGAGCAGGAGCACAAGCUGUCGUUUCAGCUGCAGCACCAGCAGGAGCAGCAGCAGGCGCAGCUGGACUACAGCUACGAGGAGAUCAAGCAGCUGCUCAUGACGGCCGCCGCGAGCGGCGCCGACGGCGGCGGCGGCCUGAUCCACGACCCGGAGCUGAUCGGCGCGCACGCGGCCACCGGGAAGCUGACGAUGAUGUAAAAACCAGAGUAAUAUUUAAGGAUCAGGACGUACGUACGCACGUAAAGAAGAUCAUCAAGGUGGAAUUGAAGAAGGUGUGUGUUAAUUUCUACUGCUCGCGCGAUCUUUUUUCCUCGUUUCUUUUAUGUUUUGCUUUGAUCCGUGUAGUGAAGUGGAUUAAACGCUCCCGUGUCACGGCUGCAUGCAUGCAGAUGCACGUGGCUGACAGCCUAGCUGUGCUGUGCCGCUGUGUGUGUAUGUGAGCGUGACAUGGGAUCAAGAUUCUCUCUCUCUCUCCCUCUCCUCUCUCUCUCUCUCUUACUUGCUGUUACUGUUGUUGUACCUCUCUCUCUCUCUCUCUCUCUCUCUCUCUCACAUCUUUGUCAGCAAAAGGUAUAGUGUUAUGAAGUUCAUAUAAGUACUGUGAAAAA